UCUUGGUAUCAAAGACACAGAGGAGGAGGACUUGAGAGAGAUUGCAUCCUAUCCAUAUAAAAAGUUUGUUUUCAAUGUUAAAGAAUUUCAUGAACUAAAUUCACUUUCAAAUAUUUUAACCAGAACACUUUGCAAUCAAAUCACAGAUUCCUUGAUACCUACAGGAUCACAGAGCUUUGCAUUACAAGGUUGCAAGGAAACAACCAACGCCGACAUAUACUUUCUUUUGGAUGAUUCAGGAAGUAUUCAAAAUAAUGAGUUUGAUGAUAUGAAAGCCUUUACUAAACAUUUGCUUGAAGCAUUUGAGAUUGGACAAAACCAUGUGCGCUUUGGGUUGGUUACAUUUGCAAACAACGCAAACAUAGUUUUUAGAGUACAUGAAUAUAACUCAAAAGCUGAUAUCGAAAAUGCAGUGACAUCCCUCGAACAUAAGGGAGGGGCACCAGGACUGAUCUGGGAUUGAGAGAAAUGAUAAAGCUGUUCGAUAAUGCAGCACAAACACAUGGGGAAGAGGUCCGAAAGAUUCUUAUUGUCAUCACGGAUGGCGAGUCAAUAGGGACAGACGAGCCCGUAAAAGUACCUGCUGAUCUGCUGAGAACAGAACAUAAUGUCAUCAUUUAUGCUAUUGGUGUGAAAAAUGCAUCUGUGCCAGAGCUGGAAGAUAUAUCUGGCAGCCCACAAAGAACAUUUUAUGUCAAAAACUAUGAUUUCCUUAAUGAAAUCAAGAAAGAUAUCAUUACAGAAAUAUGCGGUUGUGAAGGUCUUUUGGCAGAUGUUGUCUUUCUGCUUGAUGGAUCAGAAAGCGUUCAUGCUGAGGACUUUGAAAAUAUGAAGGAGAUAAUGAAGCUUGUGAUAGAUAAGUUUGCAAUUGGACUGGACAAGGAGCGUGUUGCAGUUGUUCAGUACGGCACAAACACAAAGGAGGAGUUUUCCUUAAAUACAUUUAAAGAUAAAGAUAAAUUAUCAGAGGAAAUUAUGAAUAUUAAACAGAUGAAUGGAGAAACGAAGACUGGAAACGCACUUACAGAAGUAUUAAAAUCUUUCGCCAUUUCUAAAGGAGGACGCUGCAGUGCUUUAAAGUUCUUGAUAGUUCUUACAGAUGGAGAGAGUAGGGAUGAUGUAGCCGAGCCUGCUAAAGUCUUGAGAGACAAUUUCAUCAACAUUAAUGCCAUUGGUAUGAAACAUGCAGACAGAUCUCAGAUUCUUGACAUUGCUGGAUCCCAUAAUGGAUCCGAAGAAGGAGCAUUCUUUGAAGAAACAUUUGCUUCCUCAAAAGACUUAAGUAAUGCCAUCAUUCCCACGAUCUGCAACACAGAAUGCAAGACAAAACAAAUUAUUGACGUAAUCUUCCUUGUUGAUGCCUCUGGACGUCGCAAUAAAGAUGGUUUUCAAGAAAUUAUAAACUUAAUGAAAUAUAUGGUGAGCAAAUCUGUAGUUGGAGAAAAACAGGUACGAUUUGGGGCCAUCACAUACUCUGACAACCCGCAGUUGGAGUUCACACUAAAUCAGUACUACAGUCAAACUGAUAUUCAGAGAGUUAUCUCAAACCUCAAAGCUUCAGGAGGACGCAGAAACACGGCCGGAGCCCUGAAGUAUACACUCAACUACUUUGAUAAAAAACAUGGUGGACGACGGGAAGAGAAAGUUCCCCAAGUGCUAUUUCUGAUUACAGAUGGCAAGGCUAAUGACUUUAAUGGUCUGGCAAAAUGGCUUGAAACCCUGGCAGAGUCAAAUGUCAUCUUUUUUGCUAUUGGUAUUCAAGAUGCCGAUAAGACACAGCUAAAUCAGAUGGUGGGAUAUGAAGGAACAGUGCACUAUGCGAACACCUACAAUGAUCUGUGUGGACUACAAAAACAGGUCGCCCAAGAGCUCUGCGAACCAAUUUGUGAGAGGACACAGUUAGAUCUUGUUUUUUUAAUUGAUGGAUCAGAGUCUAUUAAAAAUGAAAGUUGGGUUGCUCUCAAAAGAUACAUGAUUGGCAUUGUGAGAGAGCUGGAUAUUGCUAAAGUCAAAUGGCAAGUGGCUGUUGCCCAGUUCAGCGAUAUAUUCAUGCAUUACUUUUACCUGAACACAUACAAUAGUUUUGAAGGAGUGAAGAAAGCUAUAAAAAAUAUUGAUCAGCGAGAACAGGGCACAUUUACGUGGAAUGCCCUGAGAAAUAUUCGAUACUACUUCACAAAAGAGAAUGGAUCCAGAAUAGAUGAACGAGUCGCUCAGAAUCUUCUGCUGAUCACAGACGGAGAUGCUAAAGAUAAGGAAGACUUGACUGCAGUAAAAUAUCUCAGAGACAAGGGCAUAUCAAUUACUGCCAUUGGGAUAGGCAAAGAAAUACAGAAACAUGAGUUGCAGAAAAUGACUGGAGAGAAUCAGGUCCUUAUUGAAUCUUUUGAUGGCCUUGAACUGAUGACAACCAGAAGGAGAGUGUUACAUUUACUCUGUGCCCACAUCCCAGACGAUCAACCCACACGUGAUUGUGAUAUUGACAUUGCCUUUGGGUUUGACGUGUCCAGACGAACAAGCACACAAACUCUGUUCACACCUCAGGUGAAACAGUUGGUUUCUGCAGCCAUCCAUCGUAUCUCCAUGAUUGGUGAUCUGUGCUGCGUCGCAAAGGACAAGAUUAUAACUAGAUUUGGCUAUAGGCUUGUGUCUGGGACAGAUGGGAGUGUUCUGGAUGAAUAUGGCUUUGACAAGUACAGCCAGGGUGUGGUGGAGAAAGUGAUGUCAUGGCAACCUAAGGCACCCCUGGACUUCAACAAGCUUCUGUUAGAUUCCUUCAGAGAAAAGUUCGCCUCUUCCAAAGCCAAGGCAAAGGUUUUGAUAAUCUUCACAGACGGGCUGGAUGAUGAAAUUGAGCGUUUAAAGGAGAGAUCAGAGACACUUAGGCAAAGUGGGGUCAGUGCACUGCUGAUUGUGUCUUUGGAGGGAACAGUAGACUUUCACGAGCUGGAAUUUGGCAGAAGUGUCGGCCCAUCGCAGCCACUGUCCAUCAACAUGCUAAAUGUAGGCAACGCUCUCAUGAAACAGAUUGAAACAGUAGCGCUGAGGGAAUGCUGCGAUGUGCCUUGUUCAUGCACUGGUGAUCCUGGACCUCGAGGACCCCCUGGAAACCCGGGUAAAAAGGGCUUCGAUGGUCAGAAGGGCCAUCCUGGAUUUCCAGGAGAUGAAGGUAGUAUGGGAGAGAGAGGACCACCAGGACCGAAUGGAUCUAAGGGACACAAUGGUUGCCGCGGAAACAGAGGAAUGAAGGGCCAGAGAGGCAUCGCUGGAAAUAAAGGUGAAGCUGGGGAAGAUGGGCUGGAUGGAGUGGAUGGAGAACAGGGUGAUGCUGGCCUAAAUGGGCUUCCAGGACCUAAAGGAGACCCGGGCAGUGCUAAUAUGAAGGGUUUCAGAGGCAGUCCUGGACCUAAGGGACACAGCGGAGUGAGAGGAGAUCCUGGUGCACCAGGAAGAGACAACACAAUCCGAGGUCCAAAAGGCGAGAGGGGAGAUACUGGGCUCCCGGGUGACCAGGGCCUUCCUGGACCCUCAGGCAGACCUGGAGAUAACGGUGAUCCUGGUGCUCCAGGAAGAAAAGGCCGACCAGGAGCGCCGGGUGCAUCUUCAAAUGCCAAAGGAGAAGCUGGACAGCCAGGGCUUCCUGGUUAUCCUGGACAAGUGGGACCACCAGGCCAGAAUGGGUUUCAAGGAGACAAAGGUCCUCCAGGUGUACCUGGAAUGCAGGGUCCCUUUGGGCGAACUGGACCUGAAGGUUCAAAAGGAGGUCGAGGACCCAGAGGACCAAGGGGUCCACCGGGUGACCCGGGACUCAAGGGAUCACAGGGACCAGAGGGAUUCAAAGGACCUCUGGGACAAGAUGGAAGAGAUGGGUAUGGACCUGCAGGGCUCAAAGGACACAAGGGAAACAAUGGAUACUUUGGCCUCCCUGGUUUGCAGGGUGAGGAUGGUACCAAAGGAUCCAGUGGAAGUAAAGGACAUAAAGGUUAUCGAGGAAACCGGGAAACACGGGACGUCCGGGUACUGAAGGUCCUCCAGGAGACAAUGGGAUGGAUGGACACAGGGGUGAAAAAGGUCCUCCUGGAAUCAGUCCAAUGCCCGAAUGUGACCUGGUCGAACACAUACGCAAAAACUGUCCUUGCUGCUCCGGUAAUGGUACCCAGUGUCCAGUUUACCCCACAGACCUGUUGAUAGCUUUGGACAUGUCUGCGGGUGUAACUCCUCAAGUUUUCCAGCGGAUGCGUUCUGCGGCUCUUUCCUUAUUGGAAGACAUUUCCAUUGCUGAAACAAACUGUCCACAAGGAGCACGGGUGUCUGUGAUCGCCUACAACAGCGAGUCCAGGAUCCUGAUCCGUUUCACAGACCACCUGAAGAAGAAGACCCUUCUGGAAGCUGUAAGAACAUUACCUCUAGAGAGAACCACAAAAACCAGA
Messenger RNA from Carassius auratus (goldfish), 4430 nucleotides. Its product is annotated as collagen alpha-6(VI) chain-like. The record is from RefSeq and is a predicted model, not a curated record. The coding region runs from base 469 to 4188 and encodes 1239 amino acids. The transcript has 30 exons. Lineage: Eukaryota; Metazoa; Chordata; Actinopteri; Cypriniformes; Cyprinidae.